Messenger RNA from Heterostelium album PN500, 2763 nucleotides. RefSeq names its product WD-40 repeat-containing protein (gene corB). Gene Ontology annotation, molecular function: actin filament binding. The transcript has 2 exons. NCBI's taxonomy places the organism in Eukaryota, Evosea, Eumycetozoa, Acytosteliales, Acytosteliaceae. The record is from RefSeq and is a predicted model, not a curated record. Gene Ontology annotation, biological process: actin filament organization. The coding region runs from base 1 to 2763 and encodes 920 amino acids.
AUGGCAUUCAAAAUGAAUAAUUCUAAAUUCCGUCUUGUCAAUGGUAAGAUUGAUAAGCGUGAGAAUUGGUAUCCAGAUAUCGCGACUUCCAAUUCAUCGAGUGCCAAUACUAUGGUGAAGGCAAGUGCAGAGUAUGUUGCUGUCAAUUGGCAAUCCGGUACUGGAACACUCGGUAUCAUCCCAUUGUCACAGGUCGGAAAGCGUAAGGAGCAACAUAUCACUUUACACGCUCACUCUGGUCAACUGAGUGAUUUCGAAUUCUCACCAUUCAGCGAUAGUACACUGGCAACUGCCUCAGACGACGCCACUCUCAAGCUCUGGAACUUACAACAAUCCGCUGCUGAUCCAGUCGUUUCACUCGCCGGACACACCAAAGCAAUCGAUUGCAUCCAAUUCAACCCAACUGCACUUAAUGUGUUGGCAUCGGGUUCUGCAGACAAGACUGUACGUGUCUGGGACAUUGGAACUGGACAAGAGCGUCAGAAUAUCAGUUGUUUCGACAACUCACUCACUGGAAUCGCUUGGAACUACGACGGUAGCUUGUUGGCAGCGGUCUCGAAAGAUUUGAAGAAUCGUGUAAUCGAUCCACGUUCGAAUAGCGCCAUUCAAGUUGGUGAUGGUCAUCAGGGUAUUAAGCCAUCGCGUGUCACAUGGCUGGGUAACAGUCACUACUUCUUGACCACUGGAUUCGCCAAGUCGCGUGAGCGUCAAAUCUCAAUCUGGGACAGUCGUGAUCUUGCAAAAGUUGUCAAAUCGAUCACUCUCGAUAGCUCAACAGGUAUUGUCACACCAAUCUACGAUAUCGAUACUCAGUUGUUGUUUGUUGCUGGUGUAGGUGAUAGUACUACUCGUUGUUUCGAUUUGAAUACACAAUUCACAGCCGAGCCUGCAUUGGCAGAGUUGGUUGCUGUCCCAUCGGACACCCCAACCAAAGGAAUUUGUUCGAUUCCAAAGCGUGCACUCGAAGUUAUGGAGGGAGAAAUCUUUAGAUUGCUCAAGUUGACUGCCAACAGUAUCGUCCCAAUCACCUACAGAAUGUCACGUAUCUCCUACAGCGAGUUCAAGCCAGAUCUCUAUCCAAAUUCUGCUUCGCUAACACCAGCUUUAACUGCCGACGAAUGGUUCAACGGUGAAACCAAAGUUCCAGUUCUCGCCAGUUUGAAUCCAGCACUACGUCAAUCAGGUUCAGCUUCACCAGAUUCCGCAUCGGUCGAGAAUCUCUCUAUCAAUGAACAAGCUGAGGAAUCACAUCAAUCCAGUUGGACACCAUCUUCUACCUCGCUCACUGGAAGUGGUAGCAACACUCCAACAACAACAACUGCAGCAGCUUCUUCGUCACCAUCACUCCCAGAUGUUCCAAGAACUGGAAUCAUUCCAAAGAUCGUUCGUACUUCUAAAUAUCGUCAUAUCAAUGUUGCACCAUUCCCAAAGACAUCGCACUACACCAAUCUCAAGGUAUUUGGAAACACUUCAAACACUUCGAUCGCCGUCAACUCUGAGUAUGUCGCCGUGCCAUGGGUUGGAACUGGUGGUCCCCUAGCAGUCAUUCCACUCUCACAAGUAGGUCGUCAAGUUACAGUUCCAUGCAUUGAAAUUGGUUCACAACUCUUGGACUUUGAUCUUUCACAAUUCAAUCCUUCGGUUGUCGCCACCGGUUCCGAAGAUUCACAUAUCAAGCUCUGGCGUAUUCCAGAAGGUGGUUUACCAAAGAACAACAAGGUAUUGAACUACACCAACUUUGAAACCGAUCUCAUCGGACACAACCGUAAGAUCGUCAGUGUAAACUUCCAUCCAACAGCAGAGAACGUUCUCAUCUCCACAGGUGGAGACAUGUCAUUGAAACUCUGGGAUGUCCAACAAGGUCAAGAACGUUUCUCAUUCGACAAUCAACAUAACGAUAUCAUCACAUCUGUCAAUGUCAGUUCCAAAGGUGAUCUCUUCUUAACAGCAUGCAAAGACAAGAUGAUGAGAAUUAUUGAUCCAAGAACAAAUACACUAGUUGAUAGUGUACAAAGUCAUAAUGGUGUAAAGGGUAGUAAGGCUUUAUGGUGUGGAGAUAAAUCAACUAUUUUCUCUGUUGGAUUUAACAAGUCAUCGGAGAGAGAAUAUCAAUUGUGGGAUUCAAGAAACUUUGGUGCCGGUCCAAUGACCACUGGUGUAUUCGAUCAUUUGGCAGGUGUUAUUACACCAUAUUAUGAUGAGGAUACCGGUGUUGUUUACUUGGUCGGUAAGGGUGAUGGUUCCAUCAGAAUGAUGGAGAUCAACGAUCAAGAACCAUAUGUUCACUUCUUGACAGAGUAUUCAUCGGGAGUUCCACAGAUGGGCGUUGCACCAGUCUCCAAGCAUCUCUUGAACAUCAAGAAGUGUGAGAUUGCCAGAUUCUUCAAGGUUAGCGACACCACUGUCGAACCACUACAAUUCUCGGUGCCACGUACACGUACCGAGUUCUUCCAAGACGAUAUCUUUGUACCAACACGUGUUUCCACACCAACAAUGUCGGCCGACGAAUGGUUCAACGGUGCUUCAGUCGAGCCUGAGCGCGUCUCACUCUGUCCAUCGGACAUGUCACCACUCUCAACAGCUCCACCACCCGUCAAGAAAGAGCGUGAAAUUCGUCAAGAGAUCGUCGAGGACGAUACUCCAUCCAGAGAUCAAGUUAUCAAUACCUUCUUGGGACGUGUACUAACUCAACGUGAAGACGAUGAACCUGUUGUCAAGAAACAAAGUGAUUCACCAUGUGUCAGUGACAGUGAAUGGGAUUAA